AUGGUUUCUACUGACCCAGCUAUCAUUACUAGAAAGGAGAAAGGGGAUAAUAACGACGCUGGCAAGGCUAAAGUUGCAUCCCCUACACCUUCGCCUCCUUCGAAGAGGGAUAAUACAUCUUCUUCUUCGAAAUCUGAUGGUGAGGAAUCCCUUGCAUUGCAGGUUGACGUCCCCCUAAUGCUAGUCCGCUUGAUGGGGCGUUCUUGGAAGAAGAAGAUUGCUACUAAUAACACUGCUUCUCCCAAACAGACUCAAGGUUUGGAGGUUUCAUUAUGUGUUUUGGAUACCUCGGCCAAUGAAAUCAAUGAGUCUGCCGCCCCGACGGGCAUGGGACCUUUCUCAGAAGUGGAUCCUCGACUUGCUGAUAUGCGUCAAAAACGCAUUUUCAUCCAACUAGCUCCGGAGGUGAACUUGGUCCAGGAAAAUGAGUCCAAGGCAUUGAAAGCCCUCUCGGUUGCUGCUCGCCAAUCUUUGUCUGAUUUCGCAGACAUGACUCUCAUGGCUGCCGAUUCGCCCUCAGCCGAAACUGUGAAAUCGUGA
Messenger RNA from Striga asiatica, 540 nucleotides. The record is from the annotation of a GenBank genome assembly. Lineage: Eukaryota; Viridiplantae; Streptophyta; Magnoliopsida; Lamiales; Orobanchaceae.